AUGGGUGUUCAAAAGAAGACCAGAAAGUUUGGUGAAGUCAAGCGAGUCAUCGGCAAGAACGACGCCCGGCGCAAGGAGAACCUGAAGAAGGCGGAAGAGGCAGAGCAGAAGGCCAAGCGUGAAAGAGGCGGUCCAGAUGGCGAGACCAUCGUCAGGGAGAUUCCUCAGGUCCCCUCCCAGAUGUUCUUCGAGAGCAACUCAAGUCUCGUGCCUCCCUAUGGCGUCCUCGUCGAUACCUCAUCUACCUGUCACCCCAUCGUGACCGACUGUGUCAUGGCCGAGUUGGAAAAGCUCGGUCCUAAGUUCCGCCUUGCUCUCAGAGUAGCACGCGACCCUCGUUUCGAACGACACAAGUGCACACACAAAGGCGUGUACGCCGAUGACUGCCUCGUGUCCAAGGUGUCUAAAGACAGAGUGUACCUCGUCGCAACCAACGAUAAGGGUCUUGUGUCCAGACUCCGUCGCAUACCCGGUGUUCCUAUCAUGAAGUGUGGACGCGGAAAGUACACCAUCGAGAGAUUGCCCGAUGCCCCGAUUUAA
Molecule: messenger RNA, 540 nt
Organism: Colletotrichum fioriniae
Lineage: Eukaryota; Fungi; Ascomycota; Sordariomycetes; Glomerellales; Glomerellaceae
Source: RefSeq, a predicted model, not a curated record